This is a messenger RNA of Protobothrops mucrosquamatus (brown spotted pit viper), 1744 nucleotides long. It is a transcript of the gene SLC18B1, whose product is annotated as solute carrier family 18 member B1. Bases 43 to 1413 code for a protein of 456 amino acids. Gene Ontology annotation, biological process: transmembrane transport. The transcript is spliced from 14 exons. Gene Ontology annotation, molecular function: transmembrane transporter activity. The record is from RefSeq and is a predicted model, not a curated record. NCBI's taxonomy places the organism in Eukaryota, Metazoa, Chordata, Lepidosauria, Squamata, Viperidae.
CCGCUCCUUUCCAAGCCGCUUUACAGCAGGAGACCCACGGCUAUGGAAAACUACCAAACGGUGGGUCUCCCGGAUGGCGCGAGUCCAGAUAAUGACAGAUCACAGGUUGCCAAGGAGGAACCGAAGCGGCUGAGCAGAGAGCAGAUAUUUAUCAUGAUAUCAACAGCAUCCCUCAACUUCGGUUCAAUGGUUUGCUACUCGAUUCUGGGACCAUUCUUUCCAAGAGAGGCAGAAAAGAAAGGAGUUAGUAGUACAAUUGUUGGAUUUAUUUUUGGAUGUUUUGCGUUAUUCAAUUUCCUGACAUCUUUGAUAAUGGGAAAAUAUCUUGUACAUAUUGGAGCAAAAUUUAUGUUUAUUGCUGGCAUGUUCGUCUCAGGAUGUGUCACAAUUCUUUUUGGAUUUUUGGACAGAGCACCUGAUGGGCCAAUAUUCAUAGGGCUGUGUUUUUUGGUCCGAGCAAUGGAUGCCAUUGGUUUUGCUGCUGCAGCGACAGCCUCAUUUUCUAUUCUCAUAAAUGCUUUCCCACAAAAUGUAGCCACAGUUAUGGGCACUCUUGAAGUUUUUACUGGACUAGGAUUAGUGCUGGGUCCCCCAAUUGGUGGCUUUUUGUACCAGAGUUUUGGCUAUGAAAUCCCUUUCAUUGCACUUGGAAGUGUAAUGCUGCUCAUGGUGCCUCUGAAUAUGUUCAUCAUACCAAAUUACAAUUCGGUUCCUAAAACAGAUUCAUUCUUGAAGCUUAUCGUUCUACCAAAAGUUGCAAUCCUUUGUCUAAAUAUAUUUGGACUAAGUUCAACUAUAGCCUUUCUAGAUCCUACGAUGUCAUUAUUUGUCUUAGAAAAAUUUAAAUUGCCAGCAGGAUACGUAGGAUUGGUCUUCCUGGCCCUAGCGCUCCCUUAUUCCAUAUCUUCACCACUUCUUGGUUUUCUAAGCGAUAAAAAGCCGAGUUUAAGGAAGUGGCUGCUAAUCACUGGAGCUUUUCUGAGUGCAUUAUGCUAUUUUUUCUUAGGGCCAGCUCCCAUCUUACAUACUGAAAGUCAACUUUGGCUUUUCAUUCUGAUGUUGGUCCUGAACGGUUUUGCUCUUUCAAUGAUUGGUAUCCCAAUAUACCCUGAAGCAAUCAAUUGUGCAUAUGAGAAUGGUUUUGAAGAAGGAUUAAGUUUGUUAGGACUGGUGUCUGGACUCUUUGGUGCAUUGUGGGCCCUUGGGUCUUUUGUAGGUCCAACUUUAGGUGGCUUCUUAAAUGAAAAACUGGGUUUUGAAUGGUCCGCAGUCAUACAGGGAGGAUUCACAUUGUUCAGUGGACUAGCGUCUACAAUUUAUUAUACCUACGAAGCCAUACAAAGGAGGAGGUCCCAGCCUGGAAUUCAUCUUGGUUCAAAGCAAGAAAGGACUCUUUUAUUGAAUGAAACUUAAUGAUAUAUUUUCUCAUUGCCAGUUUAAAUCUAACUUCAUUUGCAAAUUUAAGAGCACAAUGUGCAGAAGACCAGGCAAAUGUCAUGAAACGUAGUUCUUUCAAAAUCCUCCUUCACAAUCUUUGGAUUAUAAAAACACUAGUCUCUAAUUAGACAAUAAUGUGCCAUUUUAGUAUUAGACACAUCAUUGUUUUCAUGUCUGUAGCGGUCUUCUGAAAAAGUUGCACUGGAAAACGACAGUCAAAGAGAUUUACAGGGUAAAUGUGUUUUGCACAAGAGGUGACUUUUAUACUUUGAUAUAGGGACACGAACAAAAAAUGCAAACAAAUAAA